This is a messenger RNA of Arabidopsis thaliana (thale cress), 1141 nucleotides long. Its product is annotated as Integrase-type DNA-binding superfamily protein. Gene Ontology annotation, biological process: regulation of DNA-templated transcription. Gene Ontology annotation, cellular component: nucleus. NCBI's taxonomy places the organism in Eukaryota, Viridiplantae, Streptophyta, Magnoliopsida, Brassicales, Brassicaceae. Gene Ontology annotation, molecular function: DNA binding; DNA-binding transcription factor activity. The transcript has a single exon. The coding region runs from base 213 to 1052 and encodes 279 amino acids. The record is from RefSeq and is marked reviewed.
CGAGAAAUGAAGACAUAUAUAAGCCAAAGUUUAUGGCGAAACUAUCAAACCCAAGAUCGUGACUAUUUCAAAUCUUAACAUAAGAUAUAAAUCUUCGUUUCUACUUUUUUUUCUUCCAUAAUAUAGUCAAUUCGUUUUCUUAAUUAGGGCUUCUUCUCUUUGUUUCUCCAAUCUUUAUUAGUUUAUUUAUUUAUUUUGGUUAUUGUAUACAAAUGGCAAUGGCUUUAAACAUGAAUGCUUACGUAGACGAGUUCAUGGAAGCUCUUGAACCAUUCAUGAAGGUAACUUCAUCUUCUUCUACUUCGAAUUCAUCAAAUCCAAAACCAUUAACUCCUAAUUUCAUCCCUAAUAAUGACCAAGUCUUACCGGUAUCUAACCAAACCGGUCCGAUUGGGCUAAACCAGCUCACUCCAACACAAAUCCUCCAAAUUCAGACAGAGUUACAUCUCCGGCAAAACCAAUCUCGUCGUCGCGCUGGUAGUCAUCUUCUCACCGCUAAACCAACCUCAAUGAAGAAAAUCGACGUAGCAACUAAACCGGUUAAACUAUACCGAGGCGUAAGACAGAGGCAAUGGGGUAAAUGGGUAGCUGAGAUUCGGCUACCUAAAAACCGAACCCGGUUAUGGCUCGGUACGUUCGAAACGGCUCAAGAAGCUGCAUUAGCUUACGAUCAAGCAGCUCAUAAGAUCAGAGGAGACAACGCUCGUCUCAAUUUCCCAGACAUUGUUCGUCAAGGACACUAUAAACAGAUAUUGUCUCCGUCUAUCAACGCAAAGAUCGAAUCCAUCUGCAAUAGUUCUGAUCUUCCACUGCCUCAGAUCGAGAAACAGAACAAAACAGAGGAGGUGCUCUCUGGUUUUUCCAAACCGGAGAAAGAACCGGAAUUUGGGGAGAUAUACGGAUGCGGAUACUCGGGCUCAUCUCCUGAGUCGGAUAUAACGUUGUUGGAUUUCUCAAGCGACUGUGUGAAAGAAGAUGAGAGUUUCUUGAUGGGUUUGCACAAGUAUCCUUCUUUGGAGAUUGAUUGGGACGCUAUAGAGAAACUCUUCUGAAUCCAUUUUAUCUUUUUGAUUCAUUUGUCUCUAAAUUGUAGAAUUUUAUUUUCAGAGCUUUGUAAGGGAAGUUCUUGAAUGAGAGUUGC